GGCACAGUCACGGGACGAAACUGCAACUUUAGGCUUAUAAGAGCUAACCUCCAUUUCUUUGGAAGCUUGCAAAUAUAGUAACUCCAAUUCUUUCCUUCCUUCUCUCUUCUUCUCAUCUUCUACAGUCUCAAAUUUCUCUACUUUCGACAUCAUCAUGCCUAAUAACUUCAACCCUCCUUCUUCGUCUGUGAUUUCAUCUCUUGGCUAUCAUGAUGAGGUGCCUGACUCCAAAUCUAUAUGGGUUCUUGUUUCAAUCAACAAGUACAUUCUUGAAGCCAUAAAGAAUGCCAGGAGUGGCCUUAAACUGAGAUGCAGCUCUAGAUUGAGGGUUCAAAAGCAGGAGUUCUUUGAAUUCUCAGAGCAGCAAGUCCUGUCAAAUCUGUACUGGGGUAUUGACGCCAUUGAAGCUGCAAUUCAGACCCAAGAGCCUGAAGAGAGAUGCUUUCGGCUUAGCAACACGGAACAGAUGCUUCAGGUCCCAGCCAUGCUUGAUGAAGAAGGCGUCACAGCCACAAUCCCAAAUCGUUACUUGGUGUGUUGCUCAUACUUUUGCCUCUCAGUGGUUCAGAAACUCCAAGGAGAUGAGUGGCAAGCAGCCCUGCAUUUUCUGCAAGCAGUGCUUGUCUCUCCAAAGCUUGUUUGCGCAGAAUUUGCACCAAAGCUUUGUGAGACUCUUUUCCCUUUGGAAGGAUGUGCCAGUACGAGUAGGGAAUCUGAUUCUACAAAGAAUACCGAAGAGGAGAUCAAUACAGCUAUAAGGGAGAUGGCAAGGAAAUACAAGGAAUGUUUGAUGUAUUAUAGGGUCAUGUUUUAUGCAGAGACUCCAUGGUGGCGCAGGUAUUGCGGAGAACAAUCAGUACAUUCCUUGAUUGAACCAAAUACCAGCCGUGUAUCUUCUUAUAAAGUUCAAGAUGCAUCUAGAUUGCGAACUUGCAAUACGUUUUGUGGCGUAAAUACAAUGCAGCAUAAGAAAGUGCAUCCACUUGAUCUUCAAGAAGAUAUGACACCAGUUAUGACAGACGAAGUAAAUGGAUUCAUGGAUAUUGCUAAAAGUAAUGAUCAUAGGAAAGCCUCAGCUCAUCUUCACAGCAAAAAACAUCAAAGAAUUUCAAGCAUUGAAUGCUUCAAGGAUAUGUUGACAGAAGCCCAAUCUAGCGUCCCAACUUCUGUAGAUUCUUGCUAUGAGGACUUUAGAGACAAAAGGAAUUUGGUAAAUUUUGAUGACAGUAAAUAUCACAUCAGAACCAACACGACAAAUGAAGAUGAUCCACCGCCAGAAACAUCUGACUGGAAGCUAUAUCAAUGCUCCAGUUGGCAUCAGGAACCUCAAAAUCUGGUGCAUGAACAGUUAGACCAAAGAAGCAUGGUUAGCAUUGACUCGAGAAGAUUCACCACUUCCAUGAGAGACAUUGCUUCAACCAUCUCAAAGUACAUAGAUAGAGAAAGCAAUUAUAAUAUUGAUGAUGAACUAAUUGAAGAAGCUUUGCAGCUCCAAAAAUCACAUCUCUGUGAUCCGAUAGCAUUAAUGUCUUCCCACAAACGCAGGAUCAACCAAAUGAAUCAUGCAGAAAGUUCUGAAGGAAAAUUGCCAAGAUCAUCAGAUCCAGGAAGCCUGAUGGAAGUAAGUUCACACUCCAGAAGAUACUUCAUCAGUGAUCUAGCUGGACCAGUUGAAAUAAAAAGCUCAGUUUUUCAUCAUUCAGAUAUUGCAUCCAUUUAUGAGAUUUUGUCUAGUUCAUCUUGUAGCACGUAUGCUUUCUUAAAGGAUGUUAUUUUGGAUGAACUGUUAAUGGCUAUCUCUACCUCCAAAGAGGAAAGAGAAAUAAGGGCAUCGGUUUCUAUGCUAACAACUAUUAUUUCAAGGAACAAGUCGAUCAUAGAAGACAUCAAGAAGAAAGGUUUGAAGUUGUAUGAUCUGGCAAGCGCUUUAAAACAAAAUGUUCAGGAGGCUGCAAUUCUCAUAUAUUUAAUAAACCCAUCUCCCAUCGAUAUUAAAACACUGGAACUUCUGCCAACUCUGAUGGAGAUUGUGUGCACUUCCCGUAGUUACAAGGGUAAGCCAGAGUCACUUCUGCUAACGCCUCAUGCAGCAUCCUUGAUGAUCAUUGAAGAAUUAGUAACUUCAUUUGAUUAUGCCACAAAUAACAUGCACUUGGCUGCUAUCAGUUCUCCUCAUGUUCUCAGUGGACUCCUUGAAGUUGUGAGAAAUGAUAAUCUGAAAGAGGUUUUCUCUUUGAUCAUCAUUCUUAUAAAAUGUAUGCAGUUUGAUUCACAGUGCAGAGAGUACAUAUCACAGUCCACUCCUCUUGCCCCUUUUAUUCAACUCCUCAAGACAGACAGCAACCGUGCCAAACACAUGGCACUCGAAUUUCUUCAUGAAAUCCUUUGCAUACCUCGGUCUUCAGCUGUUAGUCUGUUGCAGCGGAUGCAAAAGGAAGGAGGUUCCAAUGUUAUUCAGAUACUGACGUUGUGUGUCCAUCAAUUACAAGCUGAUCACCAACUCUUAGCUGCAAACAUAUUGCUUCAGUUAGAUGCGUUGAACUCUACCAGCAAAAGUGAGUUCAGGGAGGAAGUAGUUCAGGUCCUGCUCAGGGGAUUGGCAUCUGAAGAAAGCUCAGAGCAGUUAUUAUCUGCAUCAAUUAUAUCAAAUCUUGCUGGAACAUAUGCUUGGAACGGGGAACCAUAUACAGCAGCAUGGCUGCUGAAAAAGACUGGUUUGACCUCUCCAUAUCCCCAGAAUAUGAUACGAAACUUCAACUGGUUGGAUCAAAGCCUGCAGGAUACUAGCACAGAUUUAUGGUGUAAUAAGAUUGCCAAAUAUAUCAUAAGCAUUGGAGAUUCAAUCUUCCUUGCUUUAGAGAAGGGGCUGAGAAGCAAAAUAAAAAGACUUUCAAGAGACUGCCUUGUGGCAAUUGCAUGGCUUGGGUGUCAGAUAUCAAAAUGCCCAGAUAGCAUAAGAUAUUCUGCAUGUGAGAUAUUACUAAGUGAAAUUGAGCAAUUCUUACAUCCUGGGGUGGAGCUGGAAGAAAGACUUUUAGCGUGCCUGUGCAUCUAUAACUAUACAUCUGGCAAAGGAAUGCAAAAACUUAUUCAUUUCUCUGAAAGUGUGAAGGAAUCACUACGCCGCCUUUCAAGUGUAACCUGGAUGGCUGAGGAAUUGCAUAGAGUAGCUGAUUACUUGCUACCAAACAUAUCACGUAUUUCUUGUGUUCACUCUCAAAUCCUUGAGGUUGGUCACAACUUCAGUGCAGCUGUUUGCUCCCUCAUAUUUUACAAGGGACUGCUGUUCAGUGGAUAUUCAGAUGGAUCAAUCAAGGUUUGGGAUAUCAGGGGGCAAUCAGCCACUCUUGUAUGGGACAUUAAGGAGCACAAGAAGUCAGUCACAUGCUUUUCACUUCUUGAACCGUCAGACAGCCUCUUAAGUGGAUCUACUGAUAAAACCAUAAGGGUCUGGAAAAUGAUCGAUAGGAAGUUGCAAUGCAUUGAAGUGAUUGUCUUCAAGGAACCAAUUCAUCAUUUACAUGCACAUGGACAAAUGAUUUUUGCUAUUACUCAGGGCCAGGGAAUCAAGUUAGUGAACGAAUCAAGAGAAGUAAAAAAUAUUUUUAAGGGUAAGCAUGUAAAGUGCAUGGCAGUGACUCAAGGAAGGUUUUAUGGUGGGUGUACAGAUUCAAGUAUACAGGAGUAUUCCACAACAUACAAUCGGGAACUAGAAAUCAAAGCACCAAUAAGAAGUUGGAGGAAACAAAACAAACCCAUUAAUUCAGUUGUUGCAUAUAGAGAUUGGCUUUAUAGUGCAAGCAGGCACGUUGAAGGCUCAACAUCCCAGGAAUGGAAGAGAAAUGGGAAACCUCAAGUUUCCAUUUUUACUGGCAAAGGAGAUAGUGUUAUUGCCAUGGAAGUAGUGGAGGACUUUGUAUACGUCAUCACCAGCUCAUUAACAAAUAACAUUCAGAUAUGGUUGAGAAGGACCCAGAAAAAAGUAGGAAGAAUAUCAGCUGGAAGCAAGAUAACCAGUCUCCUCUCUGCCAAUGACAUUAUUCUUUGUGGUACUGAGAUGGGACUAAUCAAGUUCCUCAUUAACAGGGUUGGAUCCCUCUGUAGGGAGAGCUUCAAUUUACUAUCACUGCAUGUUUAUCAUUCAAACUUUUAACUCUUUUGGCAAGUACUUCAGCAAAAUACAGACGGCAGGCACAGAUUACACGAGUUUUUAUUAUAAAUCUGUAAUUAAAUCAGAGUGAAUACUAUAGUGAAAAGAAGAGUGUCUUUUUGUACAGGAAAUAGUAAAUGGUGUAAGUAGUAGUAAAUAUUUGUAUUCCCUUCUGCUCUCACUUUCAGUUCUAGAAUCAGCUUAAGAUGCUGAAUUAAGCAAAGCAAAGCUGCCUGUAUGUGGAUUUAUUGAACCAGAAUCUGUCCUGUAAAGAAGACAUCAACUGCUCGGAAAUAUUAUGCAAUUUUGUUCA
Molecule: messenger RNA, 4463 nt
Organism: Prosopis cineraria
Lineage: Eukaryota; Viridiplantae; Streptophyta; Magnoliopsida; Fabales; Fabaceae
Product: putative E3 ubiquitin-protein ligase LIN-1
Exons: 17
Coding region: 155-4153 (1332 amino acids)
Molecular function (GO): protein binding
Source: RefSeq, a predicted model, not a curated record